Molecule: messenger RNA, 1268 nt
Organism: Homalodisca vitripennis (glassy-winged sharpshooter)
Lineage: Eukaryota; Metazoa; Arthropoda; Insecta; Hemiptera; Cicadellidae
Product: translocator protein-like
Exons: 5
Coding region: 267-773 (168 amino acids)
Cellular component (GO): mitochondrial outer membrane
Source: RefSeq, a predicted model, not a curated record
UUUUUAAUUAAUUGUAUUGUGCUUGUGCAAUUGCGUUAAUAAAGCAAUUUACCUGGUGUAAAAAUAUUAGUGGUCUAAAAAAAACAGGCUAGAUCUGUACUAAACCUCUGACUAUUGUUAACUGAGCAUAAAAAUAACCUGUGAUUGCAUGAUCAGAUAGAAAUUGCAGAUUCAUUGGAGUUCUCUGUGUUACGCAAUUUGGCUUCGACUUGCGUUUCUCACAUUUCUAUUUUCUAGUUGUUUGACCUAAACAUCGUCUAGUCAAAAUGUCAAUCCCAUGGCCAAUGGUUGGAGCAGUGGCAUUGCCUCUAGCCUCAGGUUCUCUCAGUGGCUACCUGGUCAGAGAAGGAACGCGGCAUUGGUACGAGUCAUUGAAGAAACCAGACUGGAAGCCACCUAAGAUAGCAUUCUCCAUUGUGUGGCCAGCCUUGUACUCGGGAAUGGGCUACGCAUCUUAUCUGGUGUGGAAGGAGGGUGGAGGCUUCCAUGGUGCUGCCCAGCUACCGCUUGCGGCUUAUGGAACUCAGCUAGCUCUCAAUGUUGCCUGGUCUCCGAUAUUCUUUGGGAAAAAAUCAAUAAAAGGAGGUCUUAUCACCAUAGGACUACUGGACGCAGCCGUUGUUGCCACGACCUAUAUGUUCUAUCAGGUUACGCCCACAGCUGCCUACAUCAUGCUGCCGUACCUGGCAUGGCUAGUGUACGCAACUGCGCUCAAUCACAGAGUCUGGCGUGACAAUCCCCGUCCCUCCAUCACCGAAGUCAAGGGUCAGUAGACGCACUUCAGGCAUUAUCAGUAGAACUCCGUUCAGGAAGUAAUUAAACAAUCUCUGACCUCUUUUAGAAGCUUUUAUUUGCAUCGCAUUUUUUUAUAGUAACCACAUUCCUUUUAAAUGGUUUUUUCCUACGAUGUUAAACGUAUUGUCCCGUCUUUUGUGCUUGUAAUAAUUUUCAUCACAUAUAUUUUUAUGGAUUGUGUAAUAUUAUUCAUUGUAACAGGGUAUUGUUGUUAAAUGUUUAUGCUUACCAAAGAUUGUAGGUUGCUAUCAAAGUUGUUAAUCUCUAUGGCCUCGAUGUAUUAUUAGUCUAUUAUUGUCUUAUAUUUUUAUAGUUUAAAAAGUUAUUACAAAAAUGUUAAAAGUUGUUAUAUAUUAUAAUUAUACGUUGUUAUAUUUUUCUUCUGUUACUGUAAUACACAGUUAAAUAAUUACUGUGGACAUUAUAAAUAAUAUGUUAAUUCUUGACAAUGAAUUAAAGAUGUAAUCACUUCA